Messenger RNA from Fundulus heteroclitus (mummichog), 1142 nucleotides. RefSeq lists its product as uncharacterized. Bases 32 to 1075 code for a protein of 347 amino acids. NCBI's taxonomy places the organism in Eukaryota, Metazoa, Chordata, Actinopteri, Cyprinodontiformes, Fundulidae. Gene Ontology annotation, biological process: response to bacterium. The record is from RefSeq and is a predicted model, not a curated record. The transcript is spliced from 6 exons.
CAGUGCGAGGAAAAAAAGUAGCUGUAGCACAAUGAUCGCAAAACUGGUUGCAAUGAUUGUUCUCAGUGUGGCACCUCUUAUUCAUACUCUUGAGGCUUCCCACCAGAUCUCCUUAACUCUGGUAGAUGUCGGUGAUAAUGUUACAUUUGACUGCAAUAUUUCUGAUAAAGACUUUAAAUUUGUUUACUGGUACAAACAGUCUCUUGGAUAUAUGGUUGAAUCAGUGGCUAGUGUAGUUGUUGGUCAACCAAAACUAAGUGAAAAAUUUAAAGGCUCUCGCUUUGCAUUGAGAGCGGAGGACUCUCGUUAUACUCUCACAAUCUCUGAUGUCAGGAAAGAGGAUGAAGCAACAUAUUUAUGCCAAACUGGAACAACACAUUCACAGGAGUUCAUCUAUGCCACAUUCUUAGCUGUGACAGAUCAUAAACAUCAGAAGUCUCUCUACUUGGAACAACAUCCAGAUACUGAAUUAGUUCAGCAGGAAGAGACUGUAAUUCUACAGUGUUCACUUCUCUCCAAAAACAAAGGAAAAGUCAGUUGCCGAACUAAACCCAGUGUGUUCUGGUUCAGAGCUGAAUCACAACAAUUCCAUCCAGGCAUCAUUUACACUCAGAGGAACAUCAGCGGUGAAGAUUUGGAAAGAAGCUGUUCCUACAGUUUAUAUGUCCGAGACUCAUCUGAUGCUGAAAUUUACUACAGCGCUGUGGUCACAUGUGGAUCCAUCCUGUUUGAUGAAAGAACCAAUGUGAAGGAAGAUAUAGGACAAGAAGUUAAUGGCCUUGUCAUUGCACUUGGUGGACUGCUGACCUGCUGUGUUAUUGUUGUCAUCCUGCUAAUUUGCUACAUUAAACUGCAAAAAAAAUAUGAACAAAGCAAAGGUCAAAUUGGUGGUUGCAGUCUAGAAGAGGAUGACAAACCAGCAGCUGUUCAGUCUAGAAACUGGGACGAUGAGGCAAAUUAUGCAUCAGUGCAAACCAGGACUAGGAGGGCUAAUGAGAAGAGAGAGCUGCCGCAAGAAUGUGUUUAUUCUGAUGUCAGAUCACAUGAUCACCAAAAUCACCUUUCUUCAUUCUAAGUAUCACAUCACUUUAAUGUCUUGGUGAGAAAAUGUUCACAAGAUAAAUGUCACAGACAAAUCAUGA